Chondrus crispus (carragheen) is the source of this 1593-nucleotide messenger RNA. RefSeq lists its product as hypothetical. The record is from RefSeq and is a predicted model, not a curated record. The transcript has a single exon. Bases 1 to 1593 code for a protein of 530 amino acids. Lineage: Eukaryota; Rhodophyta; Florideophyceae; Gigartinales; Gigartinaceae.
AUGAUCAGCAGGCUCCUUCGGCAUUUGAAAUGGUCGGAGCUCCAGCUCACUGAGGAAUUUCGCUCCUUUGCAGUGCAAUUGUCCAACCCGAAAGAAAAUCUUGUACAAUACGAGCACUGGAAGUCAGAUAUCGAACGAAGCAUUUUGUCCGCAUUGGCGAAGUCACAGGAUAACCAACUAUUUAUAUCACUUUCUAAAGUCGAUGAGGGGUUUCGAGCAUCGUUUCUCGAGCUGUUGAGAAACGAGUUUCCCCACUUUCACACCACUAUACUAUUCGACCAUAUCACUACAACUUCGUCCUCUAGAGAGUCGUUGUGUUUAAAAACGGCACGGGCUUUCGCUGGUGAGGUUGGAAGUCAUUUCCGAGUGUUGGUGAUCCCGAUGGAGAACUUUGGUUCCUUUGCAGUAUUGCAGUGGGUGAGGGACAGUCUCAGUGGGAUUCCGAGCAAAGCCAAACCGCAGUUUUCCCGAGAAAACAAUGAGGCCCUUCUCAAGUUUGCAGAAGUCCUUCACGAAGAUGCAAGAAAGCGAAGUAUGGAAGUACGGCUGGCUCCUGUUGCCAGACUCAUAUUUUCUCUGAACGUCGGACGCUCAGGAUCGAAGUAUUUGUCAAAGAUUCUUGCGUCCGUGAACGAAGUGAUUUCUGCAAAUCACGAGGUUCCCUGUGGCAAUGGUUACUGCUCUGGAGGAGGGGCUGUCCGAAUGCAAAAUGUUUCGCUACGGGCAUCGUAUCAAUCACGGGCAUCGGUGAAGUUACCCUUGAUCAGAUCUGAAGUAUCGUCAACGUCGGGAAAGAGCAAUAAGACAAGUUUUAUGACAAGAGGGUGCGGUUGGUCGGAGCACGGGGGUGCCUUCUGGUCGGCAGCCUUCCCACACGAGAGGGCAAAACACGGGGCGACAGUGGUUGACAUCGGGAGCAAUACUGGAUGCAGCAUACACACGGUCCGGGACGUCGUGUACGCUGAGACCAACCCGAACUUCAAGUCGUGGUUUUAUGACGUGGUCCUUGACAAGCUCCCACAGUCUGGGUAUCGCAUCGACGUUGUUGUGAUCAGGAGAUAUGUUGCGGCGGUGCUAAAAAGCAUGUAUGAAACCGGAUACUUCACAAGUCGAGAUGGGUACAACUGGAUGGAGACAGCGGCUGGCGCAAACUCAAAUAUCAAAAUCAAAGAGUUGCAGAAUGAUGGCGAGUUGGACGCAUAUGAGAAAAUCUUGUCCUACGUGCUAGCAUCAGAAGCGCGGUUCCGGCACAUACAAAAAGCAUAUGGCGGUGUCAUGGUGGAAAGCGAAGAGUCAGAAAGACGGGUGGAAUUCAUAGAAACGCGAUCCGAAGAGCUAUUUUCGAGGAACGGAACGCUUAAACUGCUGCGAAGGCUGAACCUUGCGCCAUCCUCGGCAACGGGUAAACUCAUCGGUGUUAUCAAUGACAAGUACCGAGGCGGAGGGGCGAAGAAGCGACGGCUGCACACAACACUAGACGAAUGUGAAGAAAGAGUUGCUGGGUUUUUGGAGAAACUGCGAGCGGGAAACCCUGACGUGGGCGCCCUGUUGAUGUCGUUGGACCGUUUCCCGGGCUUUGACUACGCGCGGUGA